Dromiciops gliroides (monito del monte) is the source of this 1548-nucleotide messenger RNA. It is a transcript of the gene UBAP1L, whose product is annotated as ubiquitin associated protein 1 like. The transcript is spliced from 8 exons. Gene Ontology annotation, molecular function: ubiquitin binding. Gene Ontology annotation, cellular component: ESCRT I complex. The coding region runs from base 213 to 1472 and encodes 419 amino acids. Lineage: Eukaryota; Metazoa; Chordata; Mammalia; Microbiotheria; Microbiotheriidae. The record is from RefSeq and is a predicted model, not a curated record. Gene Ontology annotation, biological process: ubiquitin-dependent protein catabolic process via the multivesicular body sorting pathway.
AACGUGUCAUGACCAUCUGGGCAGCUUUACUAUUCCGUCCACUCCUAUGAGAAGAAGGAAGCUACCCUGUACCCUUGCAAGUGCCAGCCUCUUCACCUUUUUUCCUUCCUGGGUCUUCCUCCAAUCUGCAGUGAGCUGUUCAGAGCCUAGGUCAAGGAUUCUAGACUCCUUUGAUCAUCCUUGAACUGCUGAACGGCCGAGUGGGGCUCAGGAUGAGUUACCUGGAUGGAGUCCCUUUCAGGGUUUCCAAAAGUUUUAUGGUAGAAUGGGAACCAACCACAGUCUCCAACUUCUGUGUACCUGACUGCAGAGAGCUCCUGCUAGGCUCCAUGCAUGAUUUUUCCCUGGAGAGAAAGGUGCUUUACUGGUUGGAGGCUGCAACAAGACAGGAAAUGACUUGGAGUAAUGAGGCCCCUGGCAUGGCCACUGCACCUCCAUGUUGGCUCCUUUUGGUCGACUCAUUGGAUGCAUCCAGUAUGGCCAAAGCUGAGAAACAAGAGGACAGAGAGAGGAACUCCACUCAACCUGGGAGUAGGAACUGUGGGAAGGAUGGAUUCACUGAGGAGGAGGAGGGAGAGAAGGAGGAGGAGGAAGAAAAUGAGGAGGAAGAUGAUGAAGACACUUCUUCAACUAGUGAGGAUGAUAGUAGCCCCAAGGAGAUCUCCCCAGGGUCACCGAGUCUAGGCCAUCGGAGGAGGUCUCUGGACAUUUUCCACAAUGUGAAGAAUGAGUUGCAGGGUGUUGGAAGAAGGUUAUCAUUGCUGGUGCCUCCACUGAGCCGGGCUGCUUCUCCCGAGCGCAGACUGGCUGCCAAAUCAUUGGCUCUCUACCACCGCUUCAGGAAUAACAGGACCAUGACCUCCACAGCACCUGUCCCUGACAUGCUUCCCCAGAGCCCCCCACCAAUGCCACCAAGACCAUCCACAGCUGGCUCUAUUCCUCCUAUCCGUCAUCACAAACCCACGGUCCCUUCUCUCAGCCCAUACUCCUGCCUCCCGCCCUGUCCUGGCACUUCACGACCUCUCAGUUCUGAUAACCGCCACCCAGAUUCCACUGCUGAUCUGCUGUCUGCCCUGAGUCAGGAGGAGCGGGACCUCAUUGAACCUGUGCUGGCCCUGGGGUAUCCCCUGCGCAGGGCCAUCCUGGCUCUGCAGAGGACAGGGAGGCAGAGCCUGAGCCAGUUUCUCAGUUACCUCAGUACAUGUGAUCGGCUGGUCAAGCAGGGCUACUCAGAGAGCCUGGUGGAGGAGGCCAUGGAGAUGUUUCAGUACUCGGAGAGGAAGGCAUCAGAGUUUCUGCAUCUCUGGGAGCAGUUCAGCGACAUGGGCUUCCAACAAGACAGGAUCAAGGAGGUUCUUCUGCUUCAUGAGAACCACCGGGAGCGUGCCCUGGAGGAGCUCAUGACUAGGGCCCGGUGGAUAGAGCGCCAGCCUUGGAGCCCACCAGUUUUGCCUUUGAUACCCACUGUGUGACUUCAAACAAAUUUAACUUCUCUGCAUCCCAGGCAGCUUCCCAAUACUCUAAGUUACAGACUAGUUGCUGAUCUGU